Molecule: messenger RNA, 1309 nt
Organism: Jatropha curcas
Lineage: Eukaryota; Viridiplantae; Streptophyta; Magnoliopsida; Malpighiales; Euphorbiaceae
Product: Tetraspanin family protein
Cellular component (GO): membrane
Source: RefSeq, a predicted model, not a curated record
CUGAUAAGCAACAAAAGCAUUGUAAAAAAUAAAAAAUAAAAAAUAAACAAAAGCCAAAAGAGAAACCAACAAACAAUUUUGCAAAAAAGCUCCAAUCUUUACUGUCAUUGAUAGCCAUAUCUCUAUCUACCUGCAAUCUUCAUUGGGUUUGCAAUUUAGGGUCUGAAAUUAAUCACAAAUGCAACGCAAUUGCUGCCAUGUAUCAUUAGCAUUCGUGCUUAAAUUCUUCAACUUUCUCCAAGCUUUUAUAGGACUCUCUGUUGUACUUUACUCUAUAUGGAUGCUGGAUCAAUGGAACCACCAUGUUCCCUUUCCUCCGUCGCCGCACUCUAUUGCUCCCUCUCCAGAUUCUCAAUCCCAGUCGCUUAGGGUUCUUAGUCUCGUCGCUGAUUUGGCUUACGGUUUUGAUGAUGGACUUGGGCUUCGUUUGAAUUCCUUCGAGCUUCCUGCACCUUGGUUCAUCUACUCUUUUAUGGGCGUGGGCAUUAUAUUGUGUUGCAUUACUCUCAUUGGUUGCAUUGCAGCUGAGGCUAUUAAUGGCUGUUGCCUGUGCUUUUACACCAUACUCAAAAUCUUAUUCAUUCUGAUAGAAGCAGCUUUAGUGGCCUUCAUAGCAAUUGAUCAUCGUUGGCAAAAGGAUAUUCCUUUUGAUCCAACUGGAGAACUUCAAACCCUUAAGUCUUUUAUUGAAGACAAUGUUGAUAUAUGCAAAUGGGUUGGCAUUACUGUGCUCACAGUUCAGGCGCUAUCUUUACUGCUUGCAAUGAUUUUGCGAGCAAUGGUUUCUACUAGAAGAGAAGAUUCAGAAUGUGAGGAUGAUUAUGAGAAUGGUAGAGGUAGAUCUUGGGAGCCACUCCUAAAUCAAUCAGGUCAAACAUCAGGGGCUCACUCAGACAUCUGGAGCACACGGAUGAGAGAAAAGUAUGGAUUGAACAGUGUUGAAAAAACCAAUGCACUAGGUCAGAACGCAUCGAUGAGCAUGAAAUCCAAGUAAUUCAGAUCAGAAACUCUACCCCACAAGGGAAAUGACAAGGGAGUCUCUUGCAUGGAUACAGGCAUAGAUGAUGUUGCAUUUAGUCACAUGAGUCUUGCUGUUUAUGAAGGAAGUUGUAAUGUAUAUAGGUCUUUGCAAGUUUGUUAAAUUGCAUUGCACUGAUUAGGUAAAAACAUUCUCUGUAAAGGCAGAAAUGUUGUGCUGCUUAUAUCAUAUCUUGUUCUUGUCGUCAUUAAGAACGCUUUGAUGUUGAUACAUGCAGUUCUCUAAAAUGAACAACGUUUCCUAUGAAAUAUUAAACAGGGAUUCUGCCAA